GGUUGAUUUUCUUGCAUUACCCAUUUUGUCCCCAUUUCUUCAGAGCCAGAUGAGGCUUUUUUCUGGGAUAUUUUAGUAAAAUUUAGAUGGGAGGUGGAGAGACGUUUCGACUUCUGCGCAUCCCUCGUCUCUCCCCUCUCCCUCGUUUUAAGCUCUCGAACUCGUUCCUCCCCAAACAUCUAUUGGCGACGCUCGCCUCGAUAAUCCCGUUCGACCUAAACGAGUUGCUAAGAUUUCUGAACCAGUUGACUCAAAUGGACUUAGACAUGGAUCGAAUUGUGCGGGUACAGAAAAAUCUCCGAGAUGUUCUUAGAUUUCUAGUUCGCUGGUUCAUAAAUUUCUCGAAUGUGCUUCUUCGACAACUGGGGUUGCUGAGGGAGGUGGUGGAGGCCUGAUGGAGGUUUGCUGAGAGGUUGUCUACAAUCUAGGUGCGGGGUUCUAAAGGAUUUGAUCCAAGUGUUGAAGGAUUUGGCUUUCAACUCUUCAUUUUUUCCUAAAUAGAAAUUUUAUGAUACACAAUUCCGAAGGGUUUGCUUGCAGUUGCUGGGUUUUUCAACAAUAGAGACGGAGGUUCAUAUAGUGUGCAUUGGUAUUUAGAGUUUUUUCCAUUUUUAAUUUUAUUUUUUAAUAGCAUAUUAAAUAACAGUUUGAUUGGAACAAACUUUGCCAUUAUGAUAAGUCCCAAAGCUCGCUUUGUGAAAA
Molecule: messenger RNA, 702 nt
Organism: Malania oleifera
Lineage: Eukaryota; Viridiplantae; Streptophyta; Magnoliopsida; Santalales; Ximeniaceae
Exons: 2
Coding region: 87-395 (102 amino acids)
Source: RefSeq, a predicted model, not a curated record